CCGCUGAGCCGCCCCCGCGGGCACCGAGCGCACCAUGAGCCCCCUGCCCCUCUGGCUCCUGCUCUGGCACCUGCGGCACCUGGCAAUGGGUUAUCUGACCGUCAGCAUCGAGCCCCUGCCCCCGGUGGUGGUGGGAGACGCCGUGACCCUGAAAUGCAACUUCAAAACCGACGGGAAAAUGCGGGAGAUCGUCUGGUACCGGGUCACUGACGGCGGCACCAUCAAGCAGAAGAUCUUCACCUUCGAUGCCAUGUUUUCCACCAACUUUUCCCAGAUGGAAAACUACCGGAAGCGGGAAGACCUCGUUUACCAAUCCACCGUGCGCCUUCCCGAGGUCCGGAUUUCGGACAACGGUCCCUACGAGUGCCACGUGGGGAUCUACGACCGAGCCACGCGGGAGAAGGUGGUGCUGGCCUCCGGGAACGUCUUCCUCAACGUGAUGGCUCCUCCAACGUCCAUCUCGGUGCUGGCCGCGGACACCCCGGCACCCUUCAGCCGCUACCAGGCGCAGAACUUCACCCUGGUGUGCGUGGUGUCCGGCGGGAAACCCGCGCCGCUGGUGUACUUCAAGCGGGACGGGGAGCCCAUCGAGGCCACCCCGCUGCCGGAGCCGCCGGCCGGCGCCAGCAGCUGGGCCCCCCGCAACCUCCUGCACCGCGACCUGGACGACACCAAGCUGCCGAAAUCCCUGGCGGCCGACGGCGAGCCGGGAAUGGGAAACCCCUUCCCCACGGCGGAUCCCCCGCGGGGGCUGGCGGCCGAGCGGGAUUCGGUGACGGAGAGCAUUCCCGAGACGGUGGUGAGCCGGGAAUUCCCGCGCUGGGUGCACAUGGCGGAGCCCAUCUAUUACUUCCGGCACACGCACGCGCCCGUCAGCGACGGCACCGUCGAGGCCCGCGCCACCCUCACGUGGACCCUCAACCCCCAAAUCGACAACGAGGCUCUGUUCAGCUGCGAGGUCAAGCACCCGGCGCUCUCCAUGCCCAUGCAGUCCGAGGUCACACUCGUUGCUCCCAAGGGUCCGAAGAUCACCAUGACCCCGACGAGGGCGCGCGUGGGGGACACCGUGCGGAUCCUGGUGCAGGGAUUCCAGAACGAGGUGUUCCCAGAGCCGCUGUUCACCUGGACGCGGGUGGGGAGCCGGCUCCUGGACGGCAGCGCCGAGCACGACGGGAAGGAGCUGGUUCUGGAGCGGGUCCCGGCCGAGCUCAACGGCUCCAUGUACCGCUGCACCGCCCAGAACCCGCUGGGCUCCACCGACACCCACACGCGCCUCAUCGUCUUCGAAAACCCGAAUAUUCCCAGAGGACCAGAGGACUCCAACGGUUCGCUUCCCGGCCACCGCGGCUUCAGACUGGUUUUGGCGCUCACCCUGACAGUGAUCCUGGAGCUCACGUGAAGCUUCACCACCUCUUCCUCCUCCUCCUCCUCCUCCUCCUCCGUCCGGCUCCUCUCGGCAUUCCCGCCUCCAUCCAUCCCACUCUUUUUUUUUUUUCUAUACUCUCGACAGUCUCGGUCUCUUUCCGUGUCUUGGC
This is a messenger RNA of Poecile atricapillus (Black-capped chickadee), 1535 nucleotides long. It is a transcript of the gene IGSF21, whose product is annotated as immunoglobin superfamily member 21. The record is from RefSeq and is a predicted model, not a curated record. Lineage: Eukaryota; Metazoa; Chordata; Aves; Passeriformes; Paridae. Gene Ontology annotation, biological process: heterophilic cell-cell adhesion; homophilic cell-cell adhesion. The coding region runs from base 35 to 1399 and encodes 454 amino acids. Gene Ontology annotation, cellular component: adherens junction. The transcript is spliced from 10 exons.